Molecule: messenger RNA, 1676 nt
Organism: Halichondria panicea
Lineage: Eukaryota; Metazoa; Porifera; Demospongiae; Suberitida; Halichondriidae
Exons: 2
Coding region: 519-1562 (347 amino acids)
Biological process (GO): regulation of DNA-templated transcription
Molecular function (GO): DNA-binding transcription factor activity
Source: RefSeq, a predicted model, not a curated record
AGUAUUGCACCAUCAAGUUGCAAUAAAAGCAGCUUUCCCAGCUUCUGCAAGGUCACCCCCACUGAUCCAAAGGUUCUGAGCCAAUAGCAAAACUGCUUGUCUGCCUCUAGCCAGCUUAUUGAAAAGAGAUCUGACACCUCUCCUAAAACCAAAAAACCCUUCUGGUCCUCACCCUACCCUCUUGCUGGGGUCUCGCCAAAGAAGAAUAGUUGCCUAUUGCACUCUCACAUUGUGCAGUAGGCUAUCGAUUGCUGAGCUAAGAAGCAACCUUCAAAGCCGCUUUCCAGGCCAAAGGGCCUCGACGUCAGUCAGAUUUUAAUCACCCGAACUCGAAUAUCGAAUAGAGCAUUGUUACUAAAACUGAACUAGAUAUUUUGACUUCAUCAAUAGAGAUUACCUCUUCCGGAAGCUUUUCAACCAAUUUCAAGAUUUCAUCCCAAUUUACAACCGCUCAACAAAAUUCUAAGGUAUGGCCAGUAGUAAAUUAUCCCCAGCAACCUGUUUCGGUCUCAUACGAAAUGAUCGAUUGUCAAGAACUGAAAGACUGGGACCGUAUCGCGGUCCCGGGGAGGAUCGCACUAUCCCCAAUCGAGGACAGCUUUGGGUCCUUCGAAGACCUGACGAGCUUCUUCACGAUGGAUGUGACCUCUCCCAAAAUGCUCACUCCACUCCAGAGUUCCAGUGCUAUGUUUAGUGCUGGUAACUUUGGUGAUCCACGACCUCCGGAGGUAGCCACUGACACUCACCCUGACCUGGACGCCGUCCUCCUCGACGUUCUCAUCUCUAAUCUAAACAAUGGAGCAGAGCUUGAUGUCCAGGAAACCACGCCUCUUUGCAGUGACGAUUCUGCCACUAGCUCAGAGGCACCCUCCCCCCCCUCUGUGUCAAUUACUACUCUGGAGUGUACUAACGAAACGAAUAUUGUCGACCCCCUGGAUAUCCCUUUUUUAACCGAACAAUGCGAUCUCACCACUUUUCUAGAUAGUGUGUCUGUUAUUAGUGAACCUACCUUCUCCAAUACAUGUAGUUCUGGUGCAUCGCCUAUGUUUUGCAACACAACUGUAGAAAAUACUCUCGAAACAACUACGUACAAAGACAAUGUCGACUUGUCCGAAUGCAUGCACCUGUUCCCAGACUCUCUAGAACAAUCUGUUAUUGAUCUAUCGGAUAGCGAAUUAAAUCAGCUCUUCAACACAUUGCCUUCACAAGAACCUCUUAACUGUGAAUCUGAACCUACUACUCCUGUUUCUCCUGUUGUUUCAUCCGAACCGCACACACCACAAGUUAGCAAUUCACGGAAACGAAGAAAAGUUAGUGAAAUUGAACCUAAAGAUAUCUUUCCCCCCAAAAAGUCUAAAGUAGAAAAACACGUUGAACGCAGGAUUAAGAACAAUGCAGCUUCACGAGUAUCUCGAGCUAAAAGGAGAGAAAGACACACUACCGUUUUCUCUCGAGUAGAAGAGUUGGAGGAGCAAAAUGCAAAACUGAGGAUUCAAGCUCAAGAAAUGGAAGCUGAGACAGCUAGGUUGAAGAAACUACUCGUAGAAAGAUUAAGCAAAUAAAAUUUUAUGUUCAAAGAAAAUCAUUUUGUUUUUAAUAUCUAGCUCUUUUUAUUAUGAAUUUUUACUUUUGUACAGACGUUUAAUAUUGUAUUUAAUAACUGUUGCCUUUUUAUA